Molecule: messenger RNA, 1671 nt
Organism: Coccinella septempunctata (seven-spotted ladybird)
Lineage: Eukaryota; Metazoa; Arthropoda; Insecta; Coleoptera; Coccinellidae
Product: putative mediator of RNA polymerase II transcription subunit 26
Exons: 3
Coding region: 72-1433 (453 amino acids)
Cellular component (GO): extracellular matrix
Source: RefSeq, a predicted model, not a curated record
UUUUGAAUCAGUCAAAUCCGACGGGGUUUCCAUAAUCAAACUGGGCAUUCGUACAAAGUAUUCUUGAAAAAAUGAUGGCCACUUGGUAUUGCAUUUUGAGUGUGUUAAUAUAUUUUCAAGAUACUACAGCAACUCUAGUUCCAGUUUCUGUGCAGUAUGCCCCCAAAUGUGAAGGUCUCCGAUGCCACGAACAGCCCCAAUACAAGGUAUUGCAAUCUCAAUACUUACUUCAGCCACAACUUCAUCAGGGUAUUCAACAAGCAGAAUAUCAGCAUCCGAUAGUCCAAGAGAAACCUUACCCAAAAUGCCCCUUAGGUCACUUAAUCGGAACCAACCAGGCGUAUGAGAUCAAUGAUCAACAAAAACUCCUUCAAAGUGUGCAACACCUACACGCUCUCCUGCAGUAUCAGAACCAGGAACAAAAACAACAGGAAUAUCAAGCUUCUUAUAAUCAGUUGAAGAAAGCUGAGCAGCAAAAGUAUCAAGCUACUUAUCAACAGUCCAACGACGCUUACCAACAGAAAAAUUACCAAGCUUCAUUUGAAGGAUUGAACAAUGCUUACCAACAGAAAAAUUACCAAGCUUCAUUCGAAGGAUUGAACAAUGCUUAUCAACAGAAAAAUUACCAAGCUUCAUACGAAGGAUUGAAUAAUGCCUACCAACAGAAAGAUUACCAAGUCUUAUAUCAAGGGUUGAACAAAGGUUUCCAGCAGAAAGGCAUUGAAGCUUCAUACCAGAAUGUUAACAAUGGAUAUCUGCCUCCCCAAAUUCCCCAACAACUAAUUUCUAAUGACAUAUACAAAACUGCCUACCAAUCCUCGCAAAAAGAGUCGCAAAACUCACUUUCUCAAUCUCAAAUUCACCAAGAAAUCUUAUCAAACACCAAUAUUCAAAAGGGAUACGAAUCAUUACGCCAAAAGUUCAACAAUGCACAACUGUCAUCUCAAAUCCAACAACAGCAACUGCUGAAUGCUAAUAUCCAACAAAACGAGCACGUCAAGAGUGAACUGAGUCAAGAACACCACGGAAAAAUCAAGCAAACGAUCAAUUACGACAUCAGUCAUCAGCACCAAGGCUUGAAUCAACACCAGAGCCACUUGAACGUGUACAACGAUGCCAAAUCGUCUACCAACAUUGAGAGACACCUCGACACACACCAUCAUGAGGACGGAAAUGAUGGAAAUUCGGAAGAAAUUGACUACGAAACGGGUAAGAAGAAGAAGGAUCACGAUGCCUAUUACAAAUUUGAGUACGGUGUUAACGACCAACAUACUGGCGACAUCAAAAACCAUAAGGAAGAAAGGGCUGGCGAUGAAGUGAGAGGAGAAUAUUCCUUGGUCGAAAAAGAUGGCAAUGUCAGAACCGUGAAAUAUUUUGCUGAUUGGAAAACUGGCUUCCACGCCACUGUCCAUAACUCCAAGUCUAGAAAUUAGGUUGACUCUGCCAUACUUCGCCAUCGAGAGUACCUUCAAUUAUGUGAUUCUGUUUAGUCAUAGGUAAUAAUUUGUUUUUGUUGAAGGUGAUGACAAUAAUCUUAACUUUUUCAUUAUUUCCUGGAGAUCUUUCUAAUACAUUUUAGAGUUGGACUUUCAGAUUUUGGUUGUCAUCAUCUUUUGUUUUGCCAUAUUAAUUGUACAUAACUUGUACCUUUUUAUUUUGAAAAUAUAUUUU